Messenger RNA from Brachypodium distachyon (stiff brome), 390 nucleotides. Its product is annotated as cysteine proteinase inhibitor 8-like. Gene Ontology annotation, molecular function: cysteine-type endopeptidase inhibitor activity. The transcript has a single exon. Lineage: Eukaryota; Viridiplantae; Streptophyta; Magnoliopsida; Poales; Poaceae. Bases 1 to 390 code for a protein of 129 amino acids. The record is from RefSeq and is a predicted model, not a curated record.
AUGAGGACCAGCCUCAUAUUCGCCAUCACCGUCGCUGCUCUCGCUUACGCCGCCGUCGCAUCCACCAUGGUGGUGGGCGAGGAAUGGAUCACGCUCAAGAGUAUUCACGACCCGUACAUCCAGAAUCUCGGCGCGUGGUCAGUGGCGGAACACGUGAAGCAGGCAAACGAUGGGCUCAAGUUCAGGAAGGUGGUGAAGAGCUGGGUGCAGGCUGUGGAGAGCUCCAGGGAGGUGCGUGUUGCGGAAGGUCUUAACAUUAGGCUCGCCAUCCGCACGCGGAACGGCGCGGGCAAGGACAGCACGUACGUGGCGCUGCUGUACCAGAGGUCAUCGGACUUCUCAAACAAGCUCGUCUCCUUCGGCCCAUACAUCCAGCCGCUUGCCGGUUGA